Cimex lectularius (bed bug) is the source of this 662-nucleotide messenger RNA. Its product is annotated as intraflagellar transport protein 22 homolog. Bases 83 to 628 code for a protein of 181 amino acids. The record is from RefSeq and is a predicted model, not a curated record. Gene Ontology annotation, biological process: intracellular protein transport. Gene Ontology annotation, molecular function: GTP binding; GTPase activity. NCBI's taxonomy places the organism in Eukaryota, Metazoa, Arthropoda, Insecta, Hemiptera, Cimicidae. Gene Ontology annotation, cellular component: endomembrane system. The transcript has 4 exons.
GUUCCUAGCUGUUUUGGACUGACUGUUACAACUUAAUGUUAAUAAGGUUUGUUUAAAUUUAUGUAAGUGCAAAAGGUGUGCAAUGGUCAAGCUAAAAAUUGUUGUUAUCGGCCCAAAAAUGUCUGGGAAGUCAACAGUUUCCAAUUUCCUGUCUGAUGCCAUUGACUAUAACAUUGAAGAUUACAGGCCGACUCAGGGUGUCCGGAUUCUAGAAUUUGAAAUCCCUCAGAGAAAAAUCGAAAUAGAACUAUGGGACUGUUCUGGAGAUGAUAAAUAUGAAAAUGUAUGGCCAGUAUUCCUUUGGGAAGUCAAUGGGGUCGUCCUUGUUUUCAACCCUGAAGAGGCCUCACAACUCCCGGAGCUGGACAGGUUCUACGAAAACUUUGUUAAGAAAACAAUACUACCACAUAACAAUGCUUUGGUUAUUGCAAACUGCAAAGAUACGACCAUGAAACCACAAACACCUGAACUAUCUGGAUCUUUAGCAAAUAUCACUUAUGUCAAUGUGAAUGUGCUUGAAAAUGGAGAAGCGAUGAGGACAGCUUUUGAGCAAUUUGCAUCGUCUAUUGUAAUAGACACAAAAGAAUUCGGCAAUGAGGAUAUUAGUCUGCUGGCAUUGCCAAUAUAAAACAUUUAAUUUUAUUUAUUUAUAUGAAUAUAUA